Molecule: messenger RNA, 219 nt
Organism: Colletotrichum abscissum
Lineage: Eukaryota; Fungi; Ascomycota; Sordariomycetes; Glomerellales; Glomerellaceae
Exons: 1
Coding region: 1-219 (72 amino acids)
Source: RefSeq, a predicted model, not a curated record
AUGCAGAGGAGCCCUCACUCAACCCACAAGAAAAGAACCAUGGAACGGUCAACCCGGGUUUCUCAUUCACCCAAGAUCCAAUCAUCCCUACCGCAUAUCCCCCUCGCCCCCAUCCCAUCUGGUCCUCUCCGUUCAACCCAAAGUCCCAAAAGACCCAUCAAGACCGCGAAAUGUGAAGGCGAGCCAGGCACCACUCACACUUUCAUGCGUCCGACGUAG